AUGUUUGCAAGGCAUUUUGACCCUGACCAAUUGGUGCAAGAAGGGCCAAAGCCUCUGAUUCCUAUAAGAAAGAGAAAGCUUUCCCAGACUUCUAUCAAGGAUGAUGAUGAAGAAGAAGAAGAGACUAAUGAUAAGACAUCUAGCUCUUCGCUGAGCCUGGAGUCUUCAGACAGUGAUGAUAGUGAUAGCAGCAGCAGUGACUCGGAUAGUGAUAGUGAUGAAGACAGUGAUAGUUCCAGUGCAAGUGAAGGUUCCUCCAGAAAGCCAUCAAUUACGGAUGCGUCUGAAGGUACUGAAUCGAUUGAUAAGACUGAAGCAAUGGAUAUAGACAAGAAGGAGAGUCCUGUCAAAGAGGCUGAAGAGACUUCUACUGAUCCACAAGACCCAGACUAUCUUAAGAAGCAUGCUAGUGUGUUCCAGAAAUUCAAAUCUGCUCAGACAGAUGAUGUGGAUAUGGAUGGUGAUGAGAAGGCUGAAGAGGACGAAAUAGAAAAGAGAGACUUGGCUCCACUUCCACAACCUGAACUUCCGAGUGACGUUAUUCUUCGAUCUACUCAAGCACAUCUGAAAACCCUUGACUGGUUAGCAAAGCCAGAAUAUGCAUCUCCUGAACAGACAGCUCCAUUUAGUGACUUUAGCAUUUCUCCAAGUCUAAAAAACAAUGUUGAGUCCAUGGGCUUUAAGGAAGCUUUUUCCGUACAAGUUUCUGUCUUCAGGAUACUCCUAGAAGAUAUCAAGAGGAAUAGACUCAGCCCAGACUUUAGAGGUGACGUUUUGGUCAACGCCUCCACUGGUUCGGGUAAAACUUUGGCAUAUUGUGUACCUAUCAUUGAAGCAUUGCAUACGAGAAUUGUCCCUAGAGUUCGAGCGGUGAUUCUCGUCCCAACCAGACCUUUGAUUCAACAGGUCACCCUGACACUUAUAGAGUUAAGCAAGGGGACAAAACUUAACGUUGUCAGUUUAUCCAACGACAUGUCGAUAAAGGAUGAAGGACGCAAGAUCACAAGCAACGUCCCUGAUAUUAUUGUCUCUACACCGGGUAGACUUGUGGAGCAUCUUCUCAACGACUCCGUCACUUUUGAAGCAUUGAGAUUCUUAGUCAUUGAUGAGGCUGAUAGAUUGCUUAAUCAGUCUUUCCAAAACUGGAGCGAGAUUUUAAUUUCCAGCAUUGAGAAACAAAGAGACCCCUCUAGAAACGCAGGUAAUACGUGGGAACUUCAAACGCAAAAACUUGUGUUCUCAGCCACCUUGACUACAGACGCCGGUAAGCUCUCCCUGCUUAAAUUUAGAAAGCCUCGUUUACUAGUGGUCAACUCUAAGGAACAACUUGUGAAUGAGAUGUUCUCGGUUCCUGCAACAUUGACCGAAAGCAAGAUUUUAUUCGCUUCAAGCGAAUCUGCUUUCAAGCCGCUCUUGCUUGCCAAGCUCAUGAUCCAGUCCGAAAAGCUUACAAACGUAUUGAUCUUCUCAAGAUCGAACGACUCUACUCUUCGUUUGGCCAAGGUCUUAGAAGCCUUAUUCAAGAAAUUGUGCCCUUCUACAACGGUGAAUGUUGCUUACAUGAACUCUACUAAUAAUCUUUCGUCUGUGAGAAAUAGAGUUUUCAGAGAUUUCAGCAGUGGACAAAUCAAUAUCUUGGUGGCAACAGAUUUGAUUGCCAGAGGUUUGGACUUGUUGUCUAUCACGGAUGUUAUUAAUUACGAUUUACCCGUUUCUUCCCGUGAAUAUGUGCAUAGGGUUGGUCGUACGGCAAGAGCCAAUCAAAAGGGUGAGGCCCUUUCCUUGGUGUUUGGCAAAGGUGAGAACCAGUGGUUCAGUAACCUCAUGGUUGACGUUGGAAGAAAUGAACCAGUUGAAGAACUAUAUCCAAAGGCAAUUGACCUUUACAUUGAUGACCAUGAGAAGCAGCAGUUCGAGGAUGUUUUGAAGAAGUUGCAGGACUAG
This is a messenger RNA of Candidozyma haemuli, 1944 nucleotides long. Its product is annotated as putative ATP-dependent RNA helicase. Gene Ontology annotation, cellular component: nucleus. NCBI's taxonomy places the organism in Eukaryota, Fungi, Ascomycota, Pichiomycetes, Serinales, Metschnikowiaceae. The transcript has a single exon. The record is from RefSeq and is a predicted model, not a curated record. Bases 1 to 1944 code for a protein of 647 amino acids. Gene Ontology annotation, molecular function: RNA helicase activity; nucleic acid binding; ATP binding.